Rhipicephalus microplus (southern cattle tick) is the source of this 3401-nucleotide messenger RNA. RefSeq names its product ankyrin repeat domain containing protein 6 diego. The record is from RefSeq and is a predicted model, not a curated record. Gene Ontology annotation, biological process: protein K6-linked ubiquitination. NCBI's taxonomy places the organism in Eukaryota, Metazoa, Arthropoda, Arachnida, Ixodida, Ixodidae. Gene Ontology annotation, molecular function: ubiquitin-protein transferase activity; protein binding. Gene Ontology annotation, cellular component: BRCA1-BARD1 complex; BRCA1-A complex.
CUUCUUCUUCUUCAUCGAGCGAGGAGAGGGGAAAACCGAAAAACAACCAGGCGAAAGGAGGAACGAGGGAGGCAAGACGCCCUUGCCGUCGUUGGUUCGGGGGGUACCUGCGUACCGAAGACACGCUGCCAGUCGCGAGCCGGUCGACGUGCUUCGUUCGUUCGUGGUACGCAUCACCGUCAAGCAGGCCAUGCCUGCUUCGAGCGUGCCUUCGGCACGGCGUGCUCGUCACACGUCCUCGCGGUUCCAGCGACACUAGCUGCUCGUGACUCCCGGAUACAUCGGCGUGCCCUUGCGGAUACCCACGUUGAGGAGUGCGGAGUUUUCCAGUGUUAUUGUGCGCGACAUCGAAAGCUGGCAGCGCGUGGUUCGAAAUCUCUCGAGCUAUUGCGCAAUGAUUGGGAUCUGGAGGUGGUGCUUUGUGAUUGUAGUGUCGUGAGUGUCGACUCCUUCAUAUCGGAGGUGCCCCGUGGAUUUUUUUCAACAAGGUCCUCCUUUUGUCACUGGGAAAGGAUUCCAGCGUUGUUUGUGCGUGUGGCCUCGUUACCUUAAGUUCGGUGGCACCAGGCGGGCGCAGUGAAUAGAGCCGACGACUGUGCCUUCUUUUGUGCGACGACUGCGUGAUUCUAUUCUCUCCUCAACGGCGCGUUACAGCGCCCCGGAUUCUCUCUUUUGUGGAUGUAGCCAUGUGAACAGGAGCCAGCGUGGUCAUGCGGGAGGCUUGCCGCAAUGGCGGACCUUCUUCGGCGUCUUCCCGCUCCGAAUUCCGGGACCUCGGGAGGAAGCGGUCGGCGCCGGUGGUGCCGCGGGAAGUGCGCGCCGCCGUUUCUGGGCAGCAGUGAAGCACGGGGUCCACACUAUCACGCCCUUGCUGUGACGUGGUGGACCUGCCGGAGGAAGUGGAAAUGGCGGGCCCAGACCAUGUGCCGACCCUGGCCGAGAGGCUCUACCAGGCAGCCGUGGCCGGACAGACGGACACCGUUGUCGAACUGUGUCGCAUCGGAGCGAGGAUCGAAGCGGAUGCGGAGGGUCGCACGGCUCUGCACAUGGCCGCUGCCAACGGCUACGUCGACACCGCCCGAGCUCUCAUCUUAGCCGGAGCCAAAGUCAACGCCCUGGAUGCUUGUGGCUACUCCCCCCUGCAUCAGGCGGCUACCGAGGGUCACGAGGAAGUGGUGCGGCUACUGGUCAAGCACAACUGCCUCGUCGACGUACAAGAUGAAAUGCACGGGAACACAGCUCUGCACGAGGCCGCUUGGAAAGGCUACAGUAGGACAAUAGAAGUUCUAUGCAAGAACAAGGCGAAUGUGUACAUAAAAAACAAGGGCGGCUUCUCUCCACUGCAUCUCGCGUGCCAGAAUGGUCACAACCAAAGCACGAGGGUUCUUCUGCUGGCUGGCUGCAAGCCGGACAUUAAAAACAACUACGGUGACACCCCGCUGCACACGGCCUCCCGCUACGGUCACGCCGGAGUGCUUCGGAUACUCAUCAGCGCGUUCUGCAACGCCAGCGAAGUGAACAAGAAUGGAGACAGCGGCCUACACAUCACGGCAGCGAUGGGUCGUCGAAAAUUGACAAGGAUACUCCUGGAGGCCGGUUGCGACCCAACAAUUGUCAACAAGCAAGGGGAGACAGCGCUGGACAUCGCUCGGCGCAAGGAGUUCAACGAGGUGGCCGACCUGAUCGAGCAUCCGCCGCCGCAAGUCAUCCAGCUGGACUCGUCCUCCUCGCCGCUCGAAAGGCCGGUAGAAGGAGGCAAGAAACGAGAGAAAGAGAGUGGCACCUCGCAGGGCAGCAGGGACAGCUCGCACAACAAGGGCCGCACCAAGGAAAAGCACAAGAAGAGCAAGCACGGCCACAAGGUUCACUUCGACGACGAGAAGAAGGACAAGAAAGGAAAGCUCAGUCCGUACGGCUGUCACCAGACGCCAAAUCUCAGCUCCUUUCCGGCCCCCAAGCUAGAGACGCUGCCCGCGGAACCCUUGAGCAAAGGAGAACAGUAUUUCCUCGAUCUAGCAGGAAACAUACGCAAGGGACCUGUCGGGAAAGGCUACACGUGCUACUGCGCGCCCUUCUUCCACAACGUGGAGAAGAAGCUGGAGGCCGACAAGCAGGAACUCAUUGACCACAUAGACCACGCGCACGAAGACCUGAACGCCAAGAUCGCGCACCUGGAGCGCAAGACGCGCAACCAGCUGUUUAACCUGAACCAAUCGGUGCGGGAGAAACUAGCUGCUGAAAAGACGGAGUGCCAGGAGCGGGUGGAGCGUGCCGCGCUUCGCGAGCGCCUCGAACGAGAGCGGAGACAGGAGACUCAGCACGCCGAGCUCCGCAGCGAGCUGCAGAGCUACGUGCGGGAACGCGUCGCGCAGGUCGACUACCGCUGCAGUCCCCUGGGCCAGAGUUCUGACUGCAAGAACAGGUUUAGCGAAGUUCCGCCGCACUGGUCUAGACGGACCAGGCUGAACGGUUUUUACGGCAACGGAGUCGCUAGGGCAAAGUCGGAGGAAGUCCUGCGAGACCUCAACGGCGCCGAUGGCAUUGACGAAGAGGAGGAACUGGCAGCCGUGACCAAUGACCGAGUCGCGAAUGGGCGCCUGCCUCAGGUGCCUCCACCAUCGGGACUCUUUGGCAACGAAGUAGGUUUGCCACCGCCUCCUGCGCACCUUGCGAACCGGUUGGGGUGCGGCGGCAGGCCAGACUUUGAGAAACUCGGGGCGAAGCCCAAGUACCCGCUGUGGGACCUCAACGGAGGAGAAAGAACGAGCCCGUCGACGCUGCUAGUUCACCAUCAACAACCGUCGCCAACCGCGGAAAGUCGAGGCGACCGCGGGAUCUGCAGGAGUCCCGCGGACCAGGCGUCGUCUCCGGGUGCGGUCAGGCAUUUCAAGAGCCACGGGGACCUCACGGCGACCUACAAGAAAGAAGACUUUCAGGACGAAGAGAAGGAGAAGGAAGAGGUCAGCAGCCCGAACCACUCGCCGUCGCCGCCCGUCACGACCAACGGAACGUGCGGAGAGGGCCUGCGGCCGUCGCCCUCACCCGCUGGCAACGGUGACUUGUCGUCGACAGCUCAGGCUGCGACAACGACGACGACACCGCCGCCGACGCACCCGAAACCCACCAAGCCGCCGUUGAUGCCGCGACCUACGCACCCUCCCCCUUACUCGAGCCACGUGCAUCGCUUUUCGGCGCCACCGAGCAGUCAAGCGAGGCCCCUGCGAGUGUCGUACGGGCCAUCGCCCAGCGAACUGGCGGCGGCCGACGCUCUUUCGGGCUACUACAACGGUGGCGCCGCAUACGCGAACGCCAACGGGGGUGCGGUCGAGGACCAGCUAUGCAAACUGAACGAGGGCCUCUCGUUGGACCCCGAGAGCGGAUGUCCCUCCAGUGAAGUGUGA